This is a messenger RNA of Phytophthora sojae, 1092 nucleotides long. RefSeq lists its product as hypothetical. Bases 1 to 1092 code for a protein of 363 amino acids. Lineage: Eukaryota; Oomycota; Peronosporomycetes; Peronosporales; Peronosporaceae. The record is from RefSeq and is a predicted model, not a curated record. Gene Ontology annotation, biological process: GPI anchor biosynthetic process. The transcript has 4 exons. Gene Ontology annotation, molecular function: hydrolase activity.
AUGUACAUAGAACUUGCGCUGGUCGCGGCGGCCGUGCUGCUGUGCCAAGCGGGCUUCUUCUACCUGCAGGCGUGGCGCUGCGAGCUGCAGGUCCAGCGGGCGGCGGACGAUGCGGACUCACUUCGGGUGCUGGUCGUGACGGACGUGCAUCUGCUGGGCAGGAGGAGGCGCUCGGGCGCCGAGCGGCUCUGGGUGGACUGGCAGGUGCGCGCGUCCGCCCGGGCGGCCGUUGACGUGCACAAGCCGGAGGUGGCGCUCGUGCUGGGCGACCAAUUCGACGAAGGCAGCCGCUGGACGCCCGACGCACACUGGGACGAGUAUGCGGACAGGUUCUUCAGUGCCUUCGCCAGCUUCCUGCCGCUCAAGACGCUGUACUUGGUUGGCAACCACGACACGUCAUUCGGCCGGGAGAUGCGGAUCGAGGACCUCAAGCGCUACGAAGUCACGUUCGGAGCUGCCAACCGCAUCGACGAGAUCGGGGGCCACACAUUCGUGAGUCUCAACACAAUGGCGCUGGACUCGGACGUAGCGAGCGAGGCAGUGAGGACAGAGGCGCGAAGCUUCCUGGAGAGCGUUAACUUUGCCGAUCUGCGAGCGCGCGCGCCUGGCAGUGUCAUCUUGCUCACGCAUUUGCCGCUCUUCCGCAUGGACGAUCUCCAGUGCGGGGAAGAGCGACUGCGCGAGUCGGGUCAUGUCACGUACGAGCACCCGGGCUUCAAGUACGAGACCCACCACCACGUGCUCUCGCGCGCGCUGUCAGCGGAGCUGCUGGACAAGGUGCAGCCGAGCCUGGUGCUCUCGGGCCACACGCACGCCUGGUGCGAAUACCAGCACCCCGACGCGGUGGCCAUGGAGUACACCGUCCCGGCGUUCUCGUGGGGUCAGCGUCCCGACCCAAGCUACGCGCUGUUGCGGCUGCCCCGGGCGGGCCUUGCUGGCAUGAAGCGACCACCGAAAGUCACCGCGUGCCGCUUGCCGAGCGAACCACUCACCUUCGCAACGUACGCCGCGACAGUCGCGACCAUCGUGCUGACAAGUGUUGUCAGGUUCGUGCUGGCGAGGCAAGCGGCGCCCAAGACCAAGGGCGCGUAA